AUGUAAUUUGUAGACGGUCCCUCUGAAGGUAAUGACGUCACACCAUUCCAUAGGCAUGAACGUGUUUUUCAGCCUUUUAAAAACAUCGAAUUCUGCUUAAAAAUGGAUUGUAGAUACUGCUCAUUAUAGUCGGUAAUGAAAAUUAAUUGCCUACAAGUGAGCUGUAAGCAGACCGGUAGCUGUCCAAGUACACACUUUCCUCGACACUAUGAAGAGACUGUACUUCAUCGAGCCGAUCGUAGCGAUUUACGCGUUUGCCAGUUUUAUGGUGUAUCCCCUCGCGCAGCAGUACGUGUAUCGCAGAUUGUGGCUGGAGAUCACAAACUCAUCUUACCCCGUGUCCGCCAACACUUCCCAGUGCGCCGCCAACAGCACCAGCCACAGCAGACAGCGAGAUGAGGUACAGAAAGCAGCUUCUCUGUUCUCCAUGUACAGUGAUUUGUCUUCCAUGAUCCCCAGUCUCAUAGUGACCCUCCUCCUGGUGGCCUACAGCGAUCAGCGUGGCCGAAAGAUCACUAUUAUUAUGCCCCUCAUUGGGUCUCUGAUCUAUAUGCUUUCAUUCCUGGCGGUCUCCUUCUUCGAGCUCAACCUCUACCUUCUCAUUGCCGCCAGUUUCGUAAGUGCCCUCUUUGGGGGUAUCGGUACCAUGCUAGGUGGCUGCUUCUCCUAUGUGGCCGAUUUGUGUGAGGACAGCAAGCAGAAGACCCUUCGCAUGGCUGUGGUGGACAUGAUGAUCGGCUUGUUGGCCGGUGUGGCGUCAAUCUCCACGGGCUACUUCCUGCAUGCAGUCGGGUUCAACUGGCCUUUCUUUAUAUCCGCCGUAUUUCAGGCAGUUAACUUAAUAUACGCUGUCUUCAUUCUGGAAGAAACCAGGGUGAUUGACCGGUCAGAGACUGUGGCUUGUUGUCGGGCCAUGCAGAAACUAGCUUGUAGUAUCUGCAACUUGUUUGUGGGAGGCAGCAGUCAAAGAAAAUGGGUUCUUGUGCUGUUGAUUGUCACAUUCUCCUCCUUAUCUUUUGUUAAUACGGGGGGUCUGUCCAUGAUCAUACUUUACGAGCUCAAUGAGCCGCUGUGCUGGAGCGAGAUCCUCAUCGGCUAUGGCGCCGCGGCCAGCACCUCCAUCUUUAUCACUAGUUUUGUCGGUGUGUAUUUGUUCUCCCGCUGUCUGCCUAACAUUGCCAUCGCCUUCAUCGGGAUGCUGUCAGUCGCUAUAAGCAUGUUCAUGACGGCCUUCGCAAAGACCCCCCUCAUGAUGUUCCUCGUGAGGAUUCCUGCUAUGUUUGCCAUUAUGCCAUUCCCUGUCCUGCGUUCAAUGAUGUCAAAAGUCGUCUCAAAGUCUGAGCAGGGAGCGCUUUUUGCCUGUCUGGCCUUUACAGAAAACCUGAGCACUUACGGGUCCUCUGCAGUUUUUAGCAGAAUCUAUGCGGCCACUGUGGCAUGGUGUCCUGGCUUUAUCUUCCUAUUGGUUUCUGGACUCUGUAUCAUACCCAUAAGUCUAUUAGGUAUAUUUAGGUGUUUCCAUUCAUUGGAUUCUAAUGACAAUCAAGCACUCUUAUCAGAAGAUGGGACUGAAGCAUCAGAUGACCCACCUGUAGCUUAAAAUCAAAUCAAAGGGAGUUUGGAUACCUCAUGGUUACCCUGUGUGUUUCUUUACAUUUCCUCAUACCAACACAAGUCGCUGCCACGAAAAAUGCAUUUUUGCUGAAAUGCAGUAGAUGCUAAUGGUGGUUUUGGAAGGGAACAGAACUUUAUAGUUCUAAGGGGAAAUUUUGUAAAAGAGUAAAUAUUUUUUUUAAAUAACGAUAAGAAUAAUUUCAGCAAAAACUAAAUGUACACUUCCUUAAGAAAAUAACGGUCACUUGCAAGGCAGCAACGAAACAGUAUUAAAGUUUUAGGUGUGUUUAGGUUAGGCUUUGAUUCUGUCAUCUGCAAACAAGAAUCAAUACGUAGUUAAUGUGAAUGGUAUCUAUAAAAGACAAGACCAAUCACAAUUCAGUAUGCAAAUAGAUGUAAGAAAGAUGACCAAUCCAAUUCAGUAUGCAAAUAUAACAAAGAUAUCAUCACUGGUAAUAGAAGUUGUU
This is a messenger RNA of Sinocyclocheilus grahami, 2081 nucleotides long. Its product is annotated as solute carrier family 46 member 3. The record is from RefSeq and is a predicted model, not a curated record. Gene Ontology annotation, biological process: vacuolar transmembrane transport. Gene Ontology annotation, cellular component: lysosomal membrane. Gene Ontology annotation, molecular function: transmembrane transporter activity. NCBI's taxonomy places the organism in Eukaryota, Metazoa, Chordata, Actinopteri, Cypriniformes, Cyprinidae. Bases 209 to 1600 code for a protein of 463 amino acids. The transcript is spliced from 7 exons.